AAAAAAAAAAGCAACAAUCGUCGAAAAAGAAGGACCCCUAAAGAAAAUCCGAAAUAGAAAACCCAAAACGUCCAAGAACAAAAACAACCCAAGACAAGAAACACAACAAACAAAACAAAACAAACAAAUCGAAAACCUACAAAAAAAGAUGGCGUCUCGCCCAUCUCGCCAACAACCCACAGCCUCAGCGCCGGCGGCGAGCCGGACGCAGACGGAAACAACAACCCCCUCACAAGACCAGCAGCAGCCGGCACAGGACCACCCAACCCCCUCGAUACAGCCGCAGCCGGCGAUCCUCCGACUCCGGGGCGUUCGCGCGUCGAGCGGGCCGUCUGUGCGCUGGGCCGAGGGCGUGGUGGACAAUGAAGGGCUGGGGAGGAAGUCUUCCAAAGUCUGCUGCAUCUACCACCCAACCAAACCGGUAGGCGAAUCCUCCGACGAGUCUUCAUCCUCGGAUUCGUCAUCCGACUCUGACGACUCGGGCACCGACAGCGACGACUCGACCCGCGGCAAGGGCAAGAGGAAACAUCGCAGCGGCGGCGGUGGGGGAGGCAAGAAACAUCACGAAGGAGGAGGGGACUGUCACGGCCAUACCCACGACCACGGCAGCGGAAGCGGAAGCGGAGGUAGUGGUGGUGGUGGUGCUCGGAAAAAGAAAAAGAAGAAGCGCACCCCGAGUCCAAACGCCUACGAAAAGAUGCCCAAGGUCAAGCCCAGGGCGACCGCUCCUGAUGGGGGCGGGGCGCCUGGUGCAUCGGGAUCAUGAGUUUUUUUCUUUCUUUUUUGCUUGGUGGGGCGUUUAUUGCUGCUGUUGCUGCUGCCCCAUUCUUUGUUCUUUUUUUUUAUUUACUUUCUACUUUUAGAACCAGGUAGAUUUUUCCAUGAGCGCUUGCGUUUCUUUCUUUUUUUUUCUUCUACGCGGGGUAUUGAAGGGGGGCGCGCCAGAUGAAAUCACGGCUUGGGUUCGGACUGUCAUGGGCUGCCCCUUCGACUGGUAAGCGGGUAAUGGCACUCAUCUGGCACUUGAUGAUUGUUGCCGCGGCUUUUUAUAUUGCGGGUAUGAUUGUUUUUUUUUUUUUUUUUUUUUUUUUUUUUUUUUUUUUUUUUUUUUUUUU
This is a messenger RNA of Pyricularia grisea, 1115 nucleotides long. RefSeq lists its product as uncharacterized. The transcript is spliced from 2 exons. The record is from RefSeq and is a predicted model, not a curated record. Gene Ontology annotation, molecular function: protein serine/threonine phosphatase inhibitor activity; protein phosphatase 1 binding. Gene Ontology annotation, cellular component: nucleus. Lineage: Eukaryota; Fungi; Ascomycota; Sordariomycetes; Magnaporthales; Pyriculariaceae. The coding region runs from base 149 to 766 and encodes 205 amino acids.